This is a messenger RNA of Cyprinodon tularosa, 1626 nucleotides long. RefSeq lists its product as uncharacterized. Bases 1 to 1494 code for a protein of 497 amino acids. Lineage: Eukaryota; Metazoa; Chordata; Actinopteri; Cyprinodontiformes; Cyprinodontidae. The transcript is spliced from 7 exons. The record is from RefSeq and is a predicted model, not a curated record.
AUGGUUCGAGUGUGUUCCUAUCCUGGAUGCUUCAAUCAGAUGAAGCGCAAGUGUGGAAUAACCCAUUCCGUAACUUUCCACAAAUUAGCUCUUCGGGACCCUGAAAGGCUAAAACUGUGGCUAAUAGCUCUACGAAAAGAUCUAAGGACAGCUAACGUGGAUUCUCUCCGUGUCUGUAGUGAACAUUUUUCAGCGGAUGAUUUCCGAACCUGUAAAGGAAGAGCUUUAUUAAAGAGUACAGCUGUGCCGAUGGUGUCACAACUAAGGACAGAGGGCAUUUCACAACAUCCUGCUGCUGCAGUGAAUGAGACAGCCAACAUUGAGACUUCUUUUGAUGGUGUGCCACACUCCACUCCAGUUAAACCAAAACAACCCGGUGAUCGACCUGAGCACUCUCAUGCAAGACUGCAGCUGGUCCUAACAAGCCCUGAAACAACCAAAGAACGCACAUGUCCAUCCACAUCUGGCAGUUAUCAUGCCUUCCCCCCCACAUGGUUAUCUCAAACUGAUAUGCAAGCUCAGAUGGCAGAGGAACGUUUGGAGGAAGGUUUGGAUGUCAGCAUGACCUCAAUUGUUGUUCCUCUAUACCCAAAAGACACCAGUUUUGCUCUUCCAAGCUCAACAUCAACUUCAACUCCAACCUCAGAAGAAACUGAAGACUUGAGAACCUGGGAUGAGAGGAAAUGGCUGGUUGACGAGUCAAAAUUGUUUCAGCUUUUCAAGACUUGCCAUCAGUGUGGAACAGAAAUCAUUCAAAAAAAUGUUCAGAUAUCUGGGAGCCGUAUCAAAAGAUUGUGGGAGUGUCUGAAUCAACAUAGUGAUGAGUGGAGUUCCUGUCCAGAUGUUAGAGGGAUGCCAGAGAAUAAUCUACUUGUAGCAGCGUCAACUCUCUUCACUGGUGCCACGUACACAACAAUUGCUGAUUGGGCUGGACUGCUGAAUCUCCAAAUUCCCAACAAUACAACAUAUUACAAAAUACAGUCUUCAUAUCUAAUCCCAGUCAUCGACAUGGUGUACAACGAGCAGCACAAGGCCAUCAUGGAACAGCUACUGCAUAAACAGUAUACUCUGAAAAAGGGAGUGCAUGUAUCUGGAGAUGGCCGAUCAGACAGCCCAGGCUUCUCCGCAAAAUACAACACCUACAGCUUCAUGGAGGACACAACAAAGGAAAUAAUCCUUUUUCAGUUAGUGCAGAAGGACAACCGAGACCUGCAACCAUGGAUAAAAUCCAUCUGCAAUCACUUGUGGUACGCCUGUUCCACUUGUGGAGGUGACCCUGAUGAUUUGAUAAGGAAGUGGAAAGCACUACUUCAUCACAUCUGUGGUGUGCACCGCAGGGAGGAAGAUGGACAGGAGAUUAAAUGUGUGCAUGCUGACCUUACGUCAGAGGAACAGAGGCGAAAGAGGUGGUUAAGGAGAGACUCUUACGCUUUCAAAGCCCUGACAGCUAUUGCCCUGGACAAAGGACUCAUGAAAGACCUUAGGGAAGCUUGAAGUAUUCCAUGCAUCUAUGCUGAAAUACACAGAGAAGAGACUGCACUUCCACUACUCAACAAUGAAAGCUCGCACCCAGCUUGCCGUUAUGGACCACAAUGAAAAUGUUCAGCGUGAACAGGCCUACACCAA